AUGCGGCCUUUACCUACAGGAAUCUAUACGCCUUUGCCGUGCUUCUUCGGUGAUGAUGAGGAAAUUGAUUUCAAAGCUUUCCAGAGCCAUGUGAAAUUCAUUGCAAGUGCCGGAACCAUUCCAGUCAUAUCUGGGUCUAUGGGAGAAGCAAUUCAUCUGAGCCACGAAGAGAAGAAGCAGCUCAUCCGGUCCGCUCGCGUUGCCCUUGACGAGAUCAACCUGACGGGUGUUCCGAUCGUUGCGGGUGCUGGCGGAGCUAGUACUCGCGAGUCUAUUCAACUCUGCAAAGAUGCGGCCGAUGCUGGCGCAGAUUAUGUGAUGGUUAUCCCACCAGGAUACUAUGCCGGAGCUCUUUUGGCAGACUCCACCUCGAUCAAGAAUUUCUUCGUGGAUAUCGCAGAGGCAUCACCGUUGCCAGUUAUCAUAUACAACUUCCCCGCUGUUUCGGGUGGUAUUGAUAUGGACAGUGACUUGAUUGUGCAGAUCAUCAAGUCAUCUGCCAAUAUCUGCGGUGUGAAACUGACAUGCGCUAAUGUUGGCAAGUUGACUCGAAUCAUGGCCCAGGUCUCCAGCCUCGAUUUCCAAAAGGACUUCCCUCGAUCAUCAUCUACCCCCUUUCGGGCAAUCGAUGGCUUUAUCGACUUCUUGCUACCAUCCAUCUCGGUUGGAUCAGCGGGUGCGAUCAGCGGCCUACCUAAUAUAGCACCGAAAUCAUGCGUGAAACUGUGGGAUCUCUGUCAGGACAGCGGGUCCAGCAAAGAGGCAACUGAGUUGCAAAACCUGAUUGCUCUCGCGGACGGAGUAGCAUUGAAGAUCGGAAUUGCCGGGAUGAAGAAAUUGUUGCAUCGACAAUUUGGGUAUGGCGAUAAACCCCGGUUGCCACUAUUGCCGAUGGACGACAAAGUGGCGGAUACAAUUCUAUCGAGUCCGUAUCUAAAAGCACUAUUGGAUCUGGAGGCCACGCUGUGA
Penicillium roqueforti is the source of this 969-nucleotide messenger RNA. RefSeq names its product dihydrodipicolinate synthase family protein. Gene Ontology annotation, molecular function: 4-hydroxy-tetrahydrodipicolinate synthase activity. The transcript has 8 exons. The record is from RefSeq and is a predicted model, not a curated record. Bases 1 to 969 code for a protein of 322 amino acids. Lineage: Eukaryota; Fungi; Ascomycota; Eurotiomycetes; Eurotiales; Aspergillaceae.